AUGCCUAAAUUAUCAGUUAUCUCCCCCGCCGGCUAUAGGGCUCUUCUCUCAAGCUCCAGACCUACUUCAAGAGUGAUCCCUGUUGAUGCGACUUGGUAUAUGCCUAACUCUCCCUUGAAUGGUAAGGGUAGAUUUCUCCAGGAAAACCGCUUGCCAGAGGCAGCAUACUUCGAUCUUGAUGCAAUUGCAUUGCAAGGUUCCAAAUAUCCUCAUAUGCUACCACCAUUGGACCUUUUCAACAGGUCACUCACCAAAUUGGGAAUCUCGACUACCGAUAAGCUUGUAGUCUAUGAUAGAGAUGGAAUAUUUUCCAGUCCAAGGGCCGCUUGGAACUUGUCAUUGUUUGGCCAUAAGCAAGUUUAUCUCUUGGAUAACUUUGCGAAAUACCUCAAGAGCGAGUAUCCUUUGGAUACCAGAGCAGUAGUAUCUGAAACCACCACCAAUACCGAAGCCACCCCUGACGCUUACCUGUCUAUUUCAGAAUCGGACUUUGCGGAAGCGUACAAGUCUCAGGUGAUAGAGUUCGAAGAGCUCUUAGACUUGGUGAAAUCCGGUCAAUUGGAACUGGACUACAUUACGUUUGAUGCUAGAUCCAAUGACAGGUUCACAGGAGCUGCUCCAGAGCCAAGACCAGGCUUACCAUCUGGUCACAUUCCAUCUUCCUUGUCCUUGCCAUUCACAAAGCUUCUUAAUGAGGAUAAGACUUUCAAAAGCGCAGAGGAAAUAAGCCAACUUUUGAAAGAGGACUUUGGACUUGACUUGAAAUCAAAGGCUGACUUCCCCAAGGAAAAGGGGAUCAUAGUCUUAUGUGGAACUGGUGUCACUGCGGUCAUAGUCAGAGUUGCGCUUGAGUCUGUUCUUGGAUCAGAUAUUCCAAUCAGAGUUUAUGACGGAAGCUGGACAGAAUGGGCACAAAGAUCACCACCAGAGUACAUUGUAAAAGGUUAG
Molecule: messenger RNA, 948 nt
Organism: Dujonia railenensis
Lineage: Eukaryota; Fungi; Ascomycota; Pichiomycetes; Serinales; Debaryomycetaceae
Source: the annotation of a GenBank genome assembly